Molecule: messenger RNA, 4439 nt
Organism: Cherax quadricarinatus
Lineage: Eukaryota; Metazoa; Arthropoda; Malacostraca; Decapoda; Parastacidae
Gene: Cad96Ca
Product: tyrosine kinase receptor Cad96Ca
Biological process (GO): multicellular organism development; cell surface receptor protein tyrosine kinase signaling pathway; homophilic cell-cell adhesion
Cellular component (GO): plasma membrane; signaling receptor complex
Molecular function (GO): transmembrane receptor protein tyrosine kinase activity; calcium ion binding; ATP binding
Source: RefSeq, a predicted model, not a curated record
AGACUCUUACACAUUAUCAGCCACCUCCAGUGCCUACAUUUAGACGUAUUGUUUUAAAUGUGAUUUGCCUGAAAGUGAAUACUGAUUCACUGUUAAAAAUGGCUGAAAUAUAUACUAAUAACUAAGAAUACUCAGAAAACAAGAGCCAAAUAGUUAUUAAGCAACAAUUAAUCUCAUAAAAAAGCUUACUUAGCAUUUUUGUGUGAUGGGAGGGGUGGCAAGACUAGACUAGAGGCGGAUCUGGACUAUGAAGAACCUUGACGAGUGACUACAAGUGUCUCCUGCUAGUCUCAGCUGGUCUCUAGUGUUAGUGUGUGCUAUGAUGAACUAGUGCAACUGGAAUGUGUUAAUUGAAGGGAAAUAUAGUCAGGUGGAGCUGCAUAUAAUGUGGGUAACAUGGUGGAGGUUAGGAGGUGGUCGAGUGACAUAGGUGUUGUGGAUAAGUAUCGCGGAAGUGUGUGGUCUACCAGACCUUACCAAGGCUGCCACAACCUCCCCACAGUUUCCAAAAUAAGAAACUUACCUCUAAAUAGUGACAAAUGAAAAUAAUGAAGCUAGUGUUGGUGCUUUUAUAUGAUAAACUCCCGUGUGUGUUGAAGAGGCGUCAGUCACCACCAUGAAGUCAUCUCAUCUCUGGAUUGCUAUACACUUUCUUUUUGUCGUUGAUGGUGCUGUGAGCAACAACUCUCCCCCGGUGCUGAGGUCUACCAAGGACUGGUAUGUGACUGAAGAUGAGGAGGUGGGCUCCGUGGUGACACGUCUGCAAGCCUCCGACCAGGAGAAGGACCACAUCACCUUCACGUUGGAACCUCAGAAUAAAGGAGACACCAUUCAAGAGUACUUGCUGAUCGACUCUGAAGACAGAGUCAGGAUUGCCAAACCCUUGACUGGACUGGCAGGAGCUGGCACUCUUUCCUAUAUGUUGAGAGUAAGACUUGAUGAUGGUACCACCGACAUCGUCACUGAGGUCAGACUCGAAGUAUCCAAGGCUGGCCAGGGAGGUGCAAAACUGCAACCAGGCCUCAGAGGUUUUGGAAUAAAUGGGAACUUCGGAAGACCUCUUAAUUUUGGUGCAUUUGGAGACUACAGUGGGCCAUAUCCUUCAAUUCCCACUCCUGCUGAUUCAACUCGUUUACCCGUCCUGACAGUCAACACAACAUGGGUGGUUGAUGGUGAUGCCGCUGUGGGCUCAGUAGUAGAUACAUUGCGAGUAAUUGACCUGACAGGGGAAGGUUACAUCAUUGGCCUGGAAGGAGGACAAGGCCUGGUCCAAGUGAACUCUGGCUUGGGCCUUGUUACUGUUGCUGCCUCUCUUGCCCAUCAGAUUGGAGAUCAUUUUCUGAAUGUUACAGCAACAAGUCCCCAUGGUACAGUGUUAGAGCCAGUGGUUCUAAAGGUGUUACCUCCAUCAUCUCCUCCACCAACCCAAGUGCCUUUGCCCGUCCCUGAAAGCCCUAGGGCUGGCAUAAAUAAGCAACAGGACCUAAGGGUGGUUGGAGGCAGUGGCAAUGUGCCAGGCAGCAUUGGGUCAGCAAAGCCAUCCACUGAGCUGCCCAUUGAGGUUCCUAAGCCAGAUGUAAGCCUAACUGUGAUCCCCAUUGUGGUGGUGGCUGGCAUAUCACCACUCCUUGUGAUCUUGUACUGCUGCUGGCGAAGACACUGCAAGAAAUCUCAAGCCAAAUCAAAGGAGAGUGCUGUCAUAUACAGUGACAAGGGUGAGGAGGCUGCAGCCACAGAGAUCACCCCAGGAGAGCCAAGAGAACAGCCAGAUAGGAGUGGACGUAGGGGCAGCAGCAUACUAGGACUGGCAGCUCUGUGGCAAAGACGAGCACAGAGCAACAAGUAUGAGGAAGGCAGCGUCAGAGGAGGCAGAGGGAAUAGAAAAGUGAGUGAAAUGUCAACAUCAGCAACAGAUGUAUGGGAGUUCCCUCGUCACCACCUCAAGAUACUAGGCAUCCUGGGAGAAGGAUGCUUUGGCCAGGUCUGGAGGUGUGAAGCAACAGGGCUGAAGGGUAAUGGGUCUAUGCUGGUGGCAGUGAAGACACUGAAGGAAUCUGCAGGAGACAGGGAACGACAAGACCUUAUACAGGAACUCAAAGUCCUCAAGAACCUGGGAUACCAUCCUAAUGUUGUAUCUCUCUUAGGAUGCUGUUCAGAAAAGGACCCAAUUUUUGUGAUCCUUGAGUACAUGGUGGGUGGAAAACUGCAGAGUUACCUGCGAGCUUCAAGAGCAGAUACAGCUUACAACAACUUGCAUGGCUCCUCCUCCUCCCUAACACCAAGGGACCUCACUCUCUUCACUUACCAGAUUGCUCGGGGCAUGGAGUUCCUUGCUCGCAAUGGGAUAAUUCACCGAGACCUGGCAGCCAGGAAUGUACUUGUAGGAGAGGAGAAGAUCUGUAAAGUGGCAGACUUUGGCUUUGCAAGAGAUGUGGCCAACAAUCGUGUCUAUGAGAGAAAGAGUGAUGGGAGACUACCUAUUAGAUGGAUGGCACCUGAAUCACUCUUUGACAACAUCUUCACCACUAAGUCAGAUGUGUGGAGCUUUGGAGUCCUACUCUGGGAGAUUGUUACUCUUGGUUCAACACCCUACCCAGGGCUAGGGGCAGUAGAGGUCAUGAGAAAGGUCAAGGAAGGUUAUCGCCUAGAAAAGCCUGACCACUGCCGUAGAGAGGUGUACAAUAUUAUGUAUUAUUGUUGGGACAAGGACCCCAAGGAGAGGCCCUCCUUCACCGAGCUGGUUCAUACCCUUGAAGGUCUUCUUAUGUCUGAGGUGGAAUACAUUGAGCUGGACCGAUUCCCCGAACAUACCUAUUACAAUGUCGUCUCUGAGAAGAGUGAUGAAUUGUUGUAAAGGAUCAAUUAUUUAUUUUAAAACAAUUUUAUAUCUAGUUACAAUAUUUGAAUGGAGUACACUGGGUCAUGAUGUUUGAAUAUUCCAUAAGAGAUACAUCAUUUCAGGCAGAAUAAUGUUAUUAUUACAUUAUUAAUAGUAACUACUGGUUAAAAAUCUGUGUGCUGUUACUGAGCAAGUUGAACAGAUAAUUCAUAUUCAUCAUACAUAUUUUAUCUAAAAGUUUGAAAUGAGCAGAUGAGUUGUAUGAGCACAGUACCAUAGUCAAAAUCCAAAUUACUUUCAUUUUUAAAUAUGCAUACGGAUUAUGUGCUCUCUACUCCCUUUCCUUGGAUUGAAGCUGAUUGCCUCCUAUUCACCAGGUGCUGUAUAACCUCUAUGGGUUUAGAGCUCCCAUAAAGGUACUGAUAAUGUUCCUUAUUAAAUUAAUGCUUCCUUCAAAAAAUAACCUUAAUUGACAUACUAAUAUGGUAUUAAGUGCUAUUUACUCUUAUUUUCAAUGACACUCAUUACAUGAGAGAGAGACUUGCACACACUAUGUAUCAGGUAAAACACUGAGUAACAAGUAUUAUUAAUUUUUGCAAUUGCAAAUGACAAAACUUGAAAAAAAAAUAUUUUCAGUCGCUUCCAUCAAGCAUGAUCUUAUCUCACAAAAACUUGCAAAAACUUGUUCAUAAUUACAGAUUGUAAAUGCUAUUAAUUGCAGUAAACAGAAAAAUAAUGUUCCUUUAAAAUGUUAUUUGAAAUUAAACAUUAUUGCAACAAUGGACAGUAUAUCUUGGGCAUCUGAAAAUCUUGUGUGGCAUCAGGAAGGUUUCUGUACUUAUACUUUCUGGGUGAUAAACUUAAGGUACAUGAAUGUUUGAUUUAACAAUAAUUAGUUUAGUGUGUGCAUUCAUACAUAUACAGUGGACCCCCGCAUAACGAUUACCUCCGAAUGCGACCAAUUAUGUAAGUGUAUUUAUGUAAGUGCGUUUGUACGUGUAUGUUUGGGGGUCUGAAAUGGACUAAUCUACUUCACAAUAUUCCUUAUGGGAACAAAUUUGGUCAGUACUGGCACCUGAACAUACUUCUGGAGUGAAAAAAUAUUGUUAACCGGGGGUCCACUGUACAUAUAUACAUAUGCAUACUUUUUUUUUUCAACAAACCGGCCAUAUCCCACCAAGGCAGGGUAGCCCAAAAAGAAAAAUGAAAGUUUCUCUUUUUAAAUUUAGUAAUUUAUACAGGAGAAGGGGUUACUAGGCCCUUGCUCCCAGCAUUUUAGUCGCCUCUUACAACACGAAUGCCUUACAGAGGAAGAAUUCUGUUCCACUUCCCCACGGAGAUAAGAGGAAAUAAACAAGAACUAGAAAGAAAACUCAAGAGGGGUGUGUAUAUAUAUGCUUGUACAUAUAUGUGUAGUGUGACCUAAGUGUAAGUAGAAGUAGCAAGACGUACCUGAAAUCUUGCAUGUUUAAGAGACAGAAAAAAGACACCAGCAAUCUUACCAUCGUGUAAAACAAUUACAGGAUUCCGUUUUAUACUCACUUGGCAGGACAGUAGUACCUCCCUGGGCGGUUGCUGUCUACCAACCUACUACCUACAA